UUUUGGACUUUAUUCUCUAAUUUUUUUCACUGUAUUGUCUAGUAGGGUUUCUGAUUCUUUCCUAAACACUUCCCUGUCCCAGUCUCUCUCCAUCUCUUUCCUCGUUAAACCCUAGGCCCCCUCUCUCCGGCCACAAUCAACCAACCAUGGACGACGUCUGCGAAGGCAAAGACUUCUCCUUCUCAUACCAAGAAGAGAAGAUCCUCCAAUGGUGGACCGAAAUCCACGCCUUCGAAACCCAGCUCGACCGCACCAAAGACUUCCCAGAGUACAUCUUCUACGACGGUCCUCCAUUCGCUACUGGUCUUCCUCAUUACGGCCACAUUCUCGCUGGUACGAUCAAAGACAUCGUGACUAGGUACCAGACCAUGCGUGGCCACCACGUCACUCGACGGUUCGGUUGGGACUGCCAUGGAUUGCCUGUGGAGUUCGAGAUUGAUAAGAAGUUGGGGAUUAAGACUAGAGACGAUGUGUUGAAGAUGGGGAUUGGGAAUUACAAUGAAGAGUGUCGAAGUAUUGUGACCAGGUAUGUGGAGGAGUGGGAAACGAUUGUGACGAGGACGGGUCGGUGGAUUGAUUUCCGUAAUGAUUAUAAGACUAUGGACUUGAAGUUUAUGGAGACUGUGUGGUGGGUUUUCUCUCAGCUCUUUGAAAAGGACCUUGUCUAUAGAGGUUUCAAGGUUAUGCCAUAUAGCACUGGUUGCAAAACUCCACUGUCUAAUUUUGAAGCCAAUUCCAACUAUAAGGAAGUUCCUGACCCUGAAAUCAUGGUGUCUUUCCCAAUAGUUGGUGAUCCACAAGGUGCGGCUUUUGUGGCAUGGACGACAACGCCUUGGACCCUUCCCAGUAAUCUUGGCCUUUGUGUCAAUGCAAACUUUGUCUAUGUAAAGGUUCGCAACAAGUUCAAUGGGAAAAUUUAUGUGGUUGCUGAGUCUCGACUAUCGGAGCUUCCUGUUGAGAAACCAAAAAAGAACAUUUCUAAUGGAUCUGUCAAUGAAUCUGAAAAUUCAAACUCUAAGACCAAGGGAUCCUCUGGUGGAAAAAGUAAGAAUGUGGUGGAUACAUAUGAGGUGUUGGAUAAAUUUUCAGGGGCUUCACUUGUGGGAACAAAGUAUGUGCCGUUGUUUGAUUACUUCAUGGACUUCUCCGAUGUGGCAUUUAGAGUUCUUGCAGAUGAUUUUGUAACUUCUGACAGUGGAACUGGAGUUGUUCACAUGGCUCCUGCAUUUGGUGAAGAUGAUUAUCGUGUUUGUACUGAAAACCAAAUAAUUAUUAAGGGGGAGAGUCUAAUUGUAGCAGUUGAUGAUGAUGGCUGCUUUACCGAGAGAAUUACUGACUUUAGCGGUCGUUAUAUCAAGGAUGCAGACAAGGAUAUUAUUCAGGCAGUGAAGGAUAAUGGCCGGCUUGUAAAGAUUGGAAGCUUGACACAUAGUUAUCCUUUUUGUUGGAGAUCUGAUACCCCUCUUAUCUACAGAGCAGUUCCAAGCUGGUUUGUUGCAGUGGAGAGGCUGAAAGAUCAAUUGCUAGAAAACAAUAAACAAACUUACUGGGUUCCUGAUUUUGUGAAGGAGAAGCGCUUCCACAAUUGGCUAGAAAAUGCAAGAGACUGGGCUGUAAGUCGAAGUAGAUUUUGGGGUACACCUCUUCCUGUGUGGGUUAGUGAUGAUGGCGAGGAAACGAUUGUUAUGGAUUCUGUUGAUAAACUUCAAAAGCUUUCUGGUGUUGAGGUGUCUGACUUGCAUCGCCACAAGAUUGAUCAUAUCACAAUUCCAUCCAGCCGUGGCCCUAGUUUUGGUGUGCUUCGACGCGUAGAGGAUGUGUUUGAUUGUUGGUUUGAGAGUGGGUCGAUGCCAUAUGCUUAUAUCCAUUAUCCAUUUGAGAAUGUUGAACUAUUUGAGAACAACUUCCCUGGGCAUUUUGUGGCUGAGGGGCUGGAUCAAACUCGUGGAUGGUUCUAUACACUCAUGGUCUUAUCAACUGCACUAUUUGGGAAACCUGCAUUUAAGAAUCUCAUUUGCAAUGGACUUGUCUUGGCUGAGGAUGGGAAAAAGAUGAGUAAAAGACUGAAGAAUUAUCCUUCACCAAUGGAAGUCAUAAAUGAUUAUGGGGCUGAUGCUUUACGAUUAUAUAUUAUCAACUCUCCAGUUGUGCGUGCUGAGCCUUUACGUUUUAAAAAGGAUGGAGUCUAUGGUGUUAUCAAAGACGUAUUUUUACCAUGGUACAAUGCUUACAGGUUCCUUGUUCAGAACGCAAAGAGACUUGAGGUUGAGGGGCUUGCACCAUUCAUUCCUAUUGAUCAAGUCACUCUUCAGAAGUCAUCUAAUGUUCUUGACCAGUGGAUCAACUCUGCCACUCAGAGUUUGGUGCAUUUUGUUCGGCAAGAAAUGGAUGGAUAUCGCCUCUAUACAGUGGUUCCUUAUCUAUUAAACUUUCUUGAUAACCUCACGAAUAUCUAUGUGCGGUUCAACCGUAAGAGACUCAAAGGUCGUACCGGAGAAGAAGAUUGCAGGAUUGCACUUUCAACUCUGUACCAUGUCCUUUUAACUUCUUGUAAAGCAAUGGCCCCAUUCACACCAUUUUUUACUGAAGUUCUUUACCAAAACUUGCGCAAAGUUUCUGAUGGGUCAGAGGAAAGCAUUCACUAUUGCGGUUUUCCUGAGGAAGAAGGGAAGGGAGGGGAACGUAUUGAGCAGAGUGUCAGAAGGAUGAUGACCAUCAUUGAUCUUGCCCGGAAUAUUCGUGAGCGUCACAACAAACCUCUGAAAUCACCACUAAAGGAGAUGGUUGUAGUUCAUCCUGAUGCAGAGUUUCUUGAUGAUAUAGCUGGAAAACUAAAAGAGUAUGUGUUGGAGGAACUCAAUGUAAAAUCCAUUGUCCCAUGCAAUGAUCCUUUGAAGUAUGCUUCUUUACGUGCCGAGCCGGAGUUCAGUGUAUUAGGCAAACGUCUUGGAAAAUCAAUGCCUGUUGUUGCCAAGGCAGUCAAAGCAAUGUCACAGGAGGAUAUUUUAGCUUUCGAGAAGUCUGGACAAAUUACUGUUGCUACACACAGUUUGAAGCUGACUGACAUCAAGAUCGUCCGAGGUUUCAAGCUCCCUGAUAAUAUGACUGAGCAAGAAGUUGAUGCUGCUGGAGAUGGUGAUGUUCUGGUGAUAUUGGAUUUGCGUCCUGAUGAGUCAUUGUUGGAGGCAGGGGUUGCCCGUGAGGUUGUUAAUAGGAUCCAGAAAUUACGGAAGAAAGCUGGCCUUGAACCGACUGACUUGGUAGAGGUUUAUUUCAGGUCAUUGGAUAAAGAUCCGUCAAUCUCACAACAGAUUUUAAAUUCACAGGAAUCAUAUAUCAGGGAUUCAGUCGGUUCCUGUUUGCUUCCUUCAACCAUCCUUCCACCUCACGCAGUGAUUCUUGAUGAGGAGACAUUCCAUGGCAUUUCUGAUUUGUCAUUUACUAUCACUUUGGCGAGACAGUCGUUAGUAUUCAACUCGGAUGCUGUUCUUGCACUAUGUGAAGGAAAAACAAAAUUUGCGAAUGGCUUACAGACUUAUUUGCUGUCAAGGGAUCAUCAUAAUUUGAAGUCAGAAUUUCAACUUGGAAACAGAAAGAUUAAGGUUGAUUGCAUUGAAAAUCAGCCUGCAGUUGACGUCGUUCUGGGAGAACAUUUGUUCUUGACGGUUGGAGAUUACUUCUUAAGCACAAAAACUUGAAGAUUUCACAUCAACAUAUUGGUUUUACAUUUCCAAAGGGGAAAAGAACAAAACCACAGAGAUAAGAAAAGGAAUAAUUGGUAUAUAUGAAUGAAUACUUUCAAAGAAAAGAAAUAUUUUUUAGGGAAAAUUAGAUUCAUGAAUGUCAUGCUGUGGAGAAUGGUGGAUUGGUUAAUGUCAAGAAUGGUAUUUGUACCUCCAUUUGAUUAGGUGGAUCAUCUAUUUCUUAUUUUUAGCAUUUUUGUUUUGAACGAUUAUUUUAGCAUUCCACCUUGUAUAUUUGCUCAUGUUUACUAAGGAGCUCUGGAGAUAAAUUUGAUAAAUAUGUUCUUCUGAUCCAAUUUUUCGUUUUUAA
Molecule: messenger RNA, 4053 nt
Organism: Camellia sinensis
Lineage: Eukaryota; Viridiplantae; Streptophyta; Magnoliopsida; Ericales; Theaceae
Product: tRNA synthetase class I (I, L, M and V) family protein
Biological process (GO): isoleucyl-tRNA aminoacylation
Molecular function (GO): aminoacyl-tRNA deacylase activity; tRNA binding; isoleucine-tRNA ligase activity
Source: RefSeq, a predicted model, not a curated record